This is a messenger RNA of Vittaforma corneae ATCC 50505, 741 nucleotides long. RefSeq lists its product as uncharacterized. The transcript has a single exon. Lineage: Eukaryota; Fungi; Microsporidia; Nosematidae. Bases 1 to 741 code for a protein of 246 amino acids. The record is from RefSeq and is a predicted model, not a curated record.
AUGUCUUCUAUCUUAAAAUUAGAGAACAAGCCGUACUUUGUUUCUUUACUCAAGAUUUUCUCACAAAAAUCACAAAUAACAAUGGAAAUAGACCAAAAUGUUUUCAAAAUAUCUUCACUUGACUCUCCCCAUAUUUACCUUUCCUUUGAAAACAGUCUAUAUAAGAUUGACGUGCCCAUUGAAUUUACAAUACGCGUGGAUGAGCUUUUGAAGAAUAUUGAGAUACUUGACAGUAGUUUAAUUAUACUUGAUACAUCAUUUAAAAUUGUCUCCUUUACAGGAUGCAAUGACGAUUUCAAUAACAUAGCGCCUAUUGAUAAGGACUUAAGUGUUGAAGGUCUAAAUAGAAUAUACUUUUCAUUUGUAGAGAUUCCCUUCGUCACUCCCAUUAAAUCCCAUUAUGUCCAAAAAGAGAUUUAUAGUACCAAGGCCAUAAUUGAUAAGGAAUGCAUUAAAAAUUUCAUUAGUGGAAAUGUGACGUAUCACUGUGAAAAUAAUAAACUAUACAUAGAGAAAUACACAGUAGAAAUGAAUGAACGGUUAGAAGUUGAUGCAGAGUUUUUAGUUUCAGGGUAUCUCAAUUUUUAUUGUUCCAAUGAGUGGAUAGGGCAUGCACUUAGUUUCUAUGAACUAAUUAAUACUGUUAUGCUCUGUUUUUCUGAUGGAUUGAUGAGUAUAAGGUUUAUACUCAAGGACUAUACAAGUUCAUAUUUGGAAAUACAAGUAAGGGCGUUAGAAUGA